Molecule: messenger RNA, 267 nt
Organism: Caenorhabditis briggsae
Lineage: Eukaryota; Metazoa; Nematoda; Chromadorea; Rhabditida; Rhabditidae
Exons: 4
Coding region: 1-267 (88 amino acids)
Source: RefSeq, a predicted model, not a curated record
AUGUAUCAACUGGACUCUUGGUACACAGUGCUCUUCGAGCUUCUUCUCGUCGGCUUUUCCCUCUACAAUUCGCUUCGAAUGACCACUUGGUGGAAUGUUGUGGCUAAAGGAACUGAAAUCGGUGUGAAUGGAGUGACACGUGUCCCAUCGAUCGCCGAUCAUUUCGGAAUUCGUUCUGAAAAGAGCACGAAGAGUUGUGCGAAGAAAAUCGCCGCGAAAUCGCCGACGACGUCAUUCCAAAUGGGCGAUGGACUCGAAGUACACUAA